Boleophthalmus pectinirostris (great blue-spotted mudskipper) is the source of this 709-nucleotide messenger RNA. Its product is annotated as cytochrome c oxidase subunit 6B1. The transcript is spliced from 4 exons. Gene Ontology annotation, cellular component: respiratory chain complex IV; mitochondrion. NCBI's taxonomy places the organism in Eukaryota, Metazoa, Chordata, Actinopteri, Gobiiformes, Gobiidae. The record is from RefSeq and is a predicted model, not a curated record. Bases 267 to 527 code for a protein of 86 amino acids.
ACCGCCCUUGUAGUCUCUUCAUGUGUCUCUUCAGAAGCGGUCCUGUUGCAGCCCAUCACCUGAACUUGACCUGCUAAGUGCUCUUAUUGUGUGGCCGUCAAUUCAAUGUGACCUAAGUCCGCCAUACCGUUAUGAUAGCACCGCACGGCACCAGUCUCCAGAAGUGAGCGCGCGUCACGCGUGGAGCGCACAGUGCAUCAGAGUCGGACAUUCCCGCACCGUUCUUUUCAAGUGUCUUUUUGGGGUCGACACAAGUGGAGGCGCAAAUGGCUGAAGAAAUACAAGCCAAAAUUGAGAACUAUCGCACGGCGCCUUUUGAUGCCAGAUUCCCAAACCAGAACCAAACCAGGAACUGCUGGUCCAACUAUCUAGAUUUUCACAGAUGUGAGAAGGCUUUAGACGCAAAGGGGGUAGACACAGCCCCAUGUGACUGGUACAAGAGGGUCUACACAUCACUCUGUCCUGCAUCUUGGGUCCAGAAGUGGGAAGAACAGAAAGAUGACGGGACCUUUCCAGGGAAGAUGUAGGACUGCCACUUCUCUAGGAUUAUACUGUGUCUUCAGCUACUGUUUGGUCAGUGAAAUGACCUUGAGUGGCUUCAGAUUCUCUUUGAGAUCAUAAUUCUCCUAAACAGAGCAUUAUAAGUGUUCAUUCCCCACAACUGCUUUGAAAUGUACAGCAGAUUAAUAAAUAUAUUUAUGAAACUCUG